Messenger RNA from Drosophila willistoni, 650 nucleotides. Its product is annotated as acanthoscurrin-2. The record is from RefSeq and is a predicted model, not a curated record. Bases 48 to 650 code for a protein of 200 amino acids. The transcript has 2 exons. NCBI's taxonomy places the organism in Eukaryota, Metazoa, Arthropoda, Insecta, Diptera, Drosophilidae.
GGCAUCACAAACAGUUUGGUCUUUCGACAAUAGAUAACAAGAACAAGAUGAAGGUAUUCGUGUGCUUAUUGGCUACAUUGGCUUUGGUUAAUGCUGGAGGAUUCCGUGGAGGUGCUGGCGGUGGUGGAGGCGGUGGCUACUUGCCCGGAGGCGGACGCGGUGGUCGUGGUCCAGUCAAUGGAGCUGGUUUGAUCUCGCACGUCUCGCAAAAUCAAGGCAACACGAAAGUUCAUAUUGGUGGAGCGGCUGCUCUUGGCGGUGGUGGCGGUGGUGCAGCCGCAGGUGCUGCCUAUGGAGCAGGCUUGGGUGGAGGAUUUAAGUCAGGCGGCGGUGGAGCAUAUGGAGCCGGUGGUGCUGGGGGCUAUGGUGCAGGCGGCGCUGGCGGUUAUGGCGGAGCCGGAGCUGGCGGCUGGCAGGGACAGGGUCGCGGUGGACGCGGUGGAGCUGGUGCUGGUGGCAAUGCCUGGGGCAAUCCCGCCCAGUUUGACUACACUGUGAAUCAUGCCUCAAGUGCUAAUGGUGGUUCCUAUGGUGCUGGUGGUGCCGGUUCUUAUGGCGGUGGUGCUGCUUCUUAUGGUGGUGGUGCUGCCUCAUAUGGCGCUGGUGCUGGUGCUGGCGGCGCUGGCGGUGCUGGCUGGUGGAACGACUAG